GUCUUUAAAGUCACUUCCACGUUAAACUCUUUAGGUUCACAUAUCAUAAAACCAUUGUUUCUUGUGCACGGUAUGAAGUUCCUACCGGAAUUUGCCUUAUGUUGGGGUGGCGCAACCAUCACCCCAACGGUGACAGAGGUCGCCUCUGUAACCACUGCCCAGCCGCCGCAGGAGGAGGAGCAAAAUCGCGGGAGAAAUAGCAGUGAAGCUGCUACUCCAGGUGCUAUAAGGGGGAGGGGAAGAAGGGUAGUAAAGCCCAAAAAUGCAGCGAAUUGGAAACCGGCGCUUCGAGUAAUAUCAGAAGAAAGAGUGAUGUCUGAUAUUGUUGGUAAUUGUAGCGGAGGAAGAUCAAAAGAACGUGCAGCUGUUCCAUCUUCUUGCGCCAAAUCCGCUGCUAAAGUUAAAGCUAAAUCUAUUGCUAGAUCCCAAUUAUCUCCUAGACACGGCGACGACUACUGGAAAUCAACAGGUCCGAUGGCCGUGCCAGCAUUUUCGCCGACAGCAUUUUUAUUCUGAGCUUUGUAUUUUGCUGUUCUUAUGUAGUGUAUAUGAAUUGUGAAUAUUAAUGAAUCAAUUUUCUUUUAAGUACCCAAUUUUCUCUCCCUUUUAUUUUAUCUAUUGUAUUAUAAGUUGGAAAUGGAAUAUAAUAUUUCGGAAUUCA
Nicotiana attenuata is the source of this 661-nucleotide messenger RNA. RefSeq lists its product as uncharacterized. Bases 73 to 516 code for a protein of 147 amino acids. The transcript is spliced from 2 exons. The record is from RefSeq and is a predicted model, not a curated record. Lineage: Eukaryota; Viridiplantae; Streptophyta; Magnoliopsida; Solanales; Solanaceae.